AUGCUCGCGGUCGCCGCCUCCGCUCAGGCCCCGGGCGGCGCCCGCCCGCCGCCCCGACCUUGCCGCCGCCGCCGCCGCCCAACCGGCGCCCGUGGCCGACGGCGCCUCCACGGUGCCCCCGCCCCCGCCCGCGGCUCCGGCGCCGACCCCAGGCGCCCCGCCGGCCCCGUGGCCCCCGCUCCGCACCCAAGGCCCCGGCCCGCCCCCAAAUCCAAGCCCCACCCCGUCCCCUCCACCCCGAGCCUUCCCCCGGCGCCCCCUCCCAACUCCCCGGCCCCCUCCUCCGAGCCCCCCUCCUCGCCGGGACCCCCCACCUCCGCCGCCUCCGCCAUCCGCCCCGCCGCCCUGCUCUUCGCCGCCGCCGCCGCCGCCGCCGUCGCCGUCGCCGCCUUCUAG
Ananas comosus (pineapple) is the source of this 396-nucleotide messenger RNA. Its product is annotated as basic proline-rich protein-like. The record is from RefSeq and is a predicted model, not a curated record. The coding region runs from base 1 to 396 and encodes 131 amino acids. Lineage: Eukaryota; Viridiplantae; Streptophyta; Magnoliopsida; Poales; Bromeliaceae. The transcript has a single exon.